AUGAACAAGGAGAGCCCGUCGACUGUUGCGAGCCUUACGGAGGCAACUAAUACAAUCCGCUCUUCAAAAGAAGAUGAAUCAACAUUGGGGUCCAACUACCCGAAUGAUGUCUUCCAGAUCUCGCCUACGGCAGCACUGGGUCUGCUGUGCACAGGUAUUGAAAUGCUUGUGGAAUCGUCAGCAGAAGAAGUGGGUUAUUCCCGAGGAGCUGCCGUUCCUGUCCCCGGGCCCCUGGUCCACAGCGACAGUAUAUCUAGCGGGGAAUCUACGCCGAUAAGGGUCACUGGGUUAUGUCGCUCCACAGAAAGCUACGAUGAAGCAGGUCGUCAUCUAAAACAGCAGAGUGUGCUGUCAAAACGCUUCUCUUCGAAACGCCAGCCACCGAUCACGCUGCAGGAGUAUUUGCUGCGUAUGCACAAGUUCUGCCCUAUGUCUACAGGUGUUUAUCUGGCUACAAGCAUGUACAUCAUGAGAAUGGCGACUAUUGAACGGGUGAUAGUCGUCAGCCGGAAGAAUAUGCAUCGUCUGGUGCUUGCUGGACUUCGCGUGGCGAUGAAGUCCUUGGAAGACCUCAGCUAUCCCCAUAGCCGCGUUGCUAAGGUUGGAGGUGUGACUGAGCGCGAACUAUCGAGGCUCGAAAUCAGUUUCUGUUUCCUUGCGGAUUUCGAACUACGAGUCGAUGCAGAUAUGCUCGUCGACCAAAUAAGAUUACUCCGAGAAAUAGGCUGUUGCGGGGAUCCCCUCCGUUGA
Aspergillus luchuensis is the source of this 750-nucleotide messenger RNA. Its product is annotated as putative cyclin-dependent protein kinase complex component. Bases 1 to 750 code for a protein of 249 amino acids. Gene Ontology annotation, biological process: regulation of cyclin-dependent protein serine/threonine kinase activity. Gene Ontology annotation, cellular component: cyclin-dependent protein kinase holoenzyme complex; nucleus. Gene Ontology annotation, molecular function: protein kinase binding; cyclin-dependent protein serine/threonine kinase regulator activity. The record is from RefSeq and is a predicted model, not a curated record. Lineage: Eukaryota; Fungi; Ascomycota; Eurotiomycetes; Eurotiales; Aspergillaceae. The transcript has a single exon.